Lineus longissimus is the source of this 18255-nucleotide messenger RNA. RefSeq names its product brain tumor protein-like. The record is from RefSeq and is a predicted model, not a curated record. The coding region runs from base 178 to 2991 and encodes 937 amino acids. The transcript is spliced from 11 exons. NCBI's taxonomy places the organism in Eukaryota, Metazoa, Nemertea, Pilidiophora, Heteronemertea, Lineidae. Gene Ontology annotation, molecular function: ubiquitin protein ligase activity; protein binding; zinc ion binding.
CAUGGCGGGAAGGCUAGCUGGAGUGAGAUACAUCGUCGCUCAUUUCCCAUGAAUAAAAACCGCUUUUUACACGAUUUACAAAGUCAUAAACGAUUCAAGGUCAAAGAAUAUUUCUUUUGCCUUGGAUGAGCGUCCUUGAAUUAUUCAGAUUGCCUGUCCUUAAACCAUACAGCAAAAAUGUCGAUUGCCUCAGCUGGCUCAGAUGCUGAAGAUCAAACCUCCCUGGAGGCGGCGUCCCCUGUCAUCUGCGAAGAACAGACCUGUAGUUUGUGUGAAGAAAAAUACAAGACUCCUAAACUUCUAAACUGCCUGCACGAGUUUUGUCAGCAAUGUCUAGAAAAACAUCUGGAGGAGCAAGAGAGUAUAAACGGGCCAAAGAUCCUCACAUGUCCGACGUGUCAACAGGAGACAAAUCUUUACGAUAAGGGCAUCCUCGGGCUGCCGUUAGAUAUUGUCAUGGUGAACAUGAUGGACAUGAGCGCCGUUCAACAGAUGCAGAUUGUCUGUACGAGUUGUAAAGCCAAGGAGAAAGCCGUGGCUCGAUGUAGUGAUUGUGCGAACUUUCUCUGCCCGAACUGUGUGACAGCGCAUCAGUACAUGAGAUGCUUUGAAAAUCAUAAGGUGGUAUCGUUCGAAGACCUGCAGAAUGAAGAGAACAAUAUGUCAUUGCAUAAGCCUGUUUACUGCCCCAGGCAUCCAGCAGAAAACAUGAAAUAUUUUUGCAAUACCUGUCAGACCCCUAUGUGUAACGACUGCAUCCUCGGCGACCAUAAACCACCAGAGCACCACUAUGAGAGAAUCGCCGAUAUCGAGGCAAAGCAGGUCGAAGAGAUCAAGAAUCUGAUGCAAGAGAGUCGAAGCAAGACCAAAUUCUGCGAAGACGCUUCGAAUAAUCUGACCAACUCGCUGUCAGAGCUUCAACUUCAGCGAGACAAUGCUAAGGGUCUGAUUCAGGAGACAUUCCAGAGCUACAAGGCUAUAUUGGAGAAAGUUCAGGAAGAAACUUUGAAAGACCUGGAAGAUAUCCAUUCAAAGGAAGAAAUGAAACUCAUGGAGAUGAUCAACAAUGUUGAAAAGACGGUCGAACGUGUCGAAGAUGGCUGCAAGUUUGCUGAGCGAAUCCUCGAGAAAGGCAACAGUCUUGAGAUCUCGAUGAUGAAGAGUAUGAUCAGCUCUCAGCUGCUGUCGUUGAUAAAUAACACCCCGAAGGGCGACGCCAACACGAGCAUUGAGUUUGUGUCAAGUGCGGAGAAGUUUGAAGAUGCCGUGAAGAAGAACUUUGGCCAGUUCAAGAAGGAGCCGGAGCGUGUCGACACUCAGCACUCCUCACUUCAAUCAUCAUUUGAGAACGAAGCCGGUUUCUCUCUGCCGUCUGGCAUGUUGAACCAUGAAGACUCGCCACCACUACCGCCAAGGUCAACAGCUCAUCAUGAGCCCUUCUUACCACCGCACUUGAGUCUGCCGCUGGCCCUCUCACUGCCUAACACCAUGUCGCCACCUCCGAUGAUGCCCGGUAUACAAAGCAUGGGGACGGCUAUUAUCGGUUGCUCGAGCGAGUUGAGAACAUACUCGCGCAACUCCCACAGCCCGGCAAUGUCGGACAGCGGCGUCUCUCUUGAUGCCUCCAGUGGUGGCAGUGGUAACAACACGCCACAGGUCAACUUGGCCCAACUGGCAAAGAUGGGGAACGUUGGUGUGAAUGCGUCCGGACAGAUCACCCUGAAUGGUCAGAUCUUGAGUGGACUCAACCUCAGCAAUGUGACUGGAGGAGGAAUGAAUCCUGCUGCAUUGAAACCUAUUGGAGAAGACAGAGGACCUCCACCAGUAAGUGGAUUGAACCUAGCUCCUCGUGCCCCGUCUCCUCCGACCUUGGAUUGCCUCGCCAACCUCCUCAAUCAGCAGAAUAGCUUCGGAAACCUGCCGCCAGUGUCUUCAUCCAGCGGCACCAUCACUCCGACGUGCAGCAUGUUCAGCAGCCAGAGCCCACGAUUCUCCGCUGGGAUGAAUCAGUCAACGACCCCACCUGGUGGUGAUGUCUUCAGCAACAUGACUGAUCUGUCAGUCUUGAGUCAGUUCACCUCUGCCAGUUCAAGCUCUGGGAGUGGUGGCGGCAUGAGUGGAGCCAACCCGCCAUUUGCCCGCAGGUCUGGCGGCAAAGUAUCAGCUAUGCAGAUUGGUUGCAAGUUUGGACAACUUGGGCCAGGAAAGGGCCAGUUCAACUCUCCUCAUGGAUUCUGCUUGGGUACAGCCGAUGAGGAUAUCGUUGUCGCUGAUACCAACAACCAUCGUAUCCAAGUCUUUGAGAAAACUGGCGAGUUCAAAUACCAAUUUGGCAUCCCUGGUCGUGAGGAAGGUCAACUGUGGUACCCGCGCAAGGUCGCUGUGUUCCGAGCGUCCGGAAAAUAUGUCGUCUGUGAUCGUGGGAACGAGCGUUCUCGUAUGCAGAUCUUCACCAAAAAUGGACACUUUAUCAAGAAGAUUGCGAUUCGCUACAUUGACAUCGUAGCUGGGCUAGCGCUCACACCUCAAGGUCACAUCGUUGCGGUGGAUAGCGUUUCACCAACUGUGUUCUGUAUUGCUGAAAGUGGUGAUCUGCUCCGUUGGUUCGACUGCAGUGACUACAUGAGGGAACCGUCUGACAUCGCUAUAGACGGGAAGGAAUACUUCGUUUGUGAUUUCAAGGGCCACUGUGUGGUUGUCUUCAGUGAGGAAGGCCAGUUCCUUCGGCGCAUCGGUUGUGAAAACAUCACCAACUUCCCCAAUGGAAUCGACAUCAGUGAUGCCGGUGAUGUACUUGUUGGCGACAGCCAUGGGAAUCGUUUCCACGUUGCUGUUUUCCAACGCGACGGAUCCCUGAUAGGCGAGUUUGAGUGUCCGUACGUCAAAGUCAGCCGCUGCUGUGGAUUGAAGAUCACUGCCGAAGGCUACAUUGUGACCUUGGCGAAGAAUAAUCACCAUGUACUAGUACUCAACACGCUCUACAUAACUUAGGAGCUGUGUCCCAUUGGUAGCUAUUUUACAUGAAGGAUAACUGUCAGGUGGUACGCGGUGCCAUAGCCAGGUCUUGGUCGUGCGUGUGUCUAGCAAGCACGGGUUGGCACCGGCAAGAGUACGUCCCUUAGAUAGAGUCUGUUAUAUUUAAUUUAGCGGGAGCUGGGUGACAUUGUGUUUACUGCUUGUUGUGCGACUCUUUUUGUGAGUUAACAAAAAAAUUAUUAAAAGCUUUAAAAUUCUUAUUACAAGCAGUGUAGGCUAACUAUACAUAUGUGUAUCCAACGUUCCAGUUAUGCUGUUUUCACAAUUUUAUUAUCCCAAGUUUUCAUGAUUAUGUAACCGUUGGUAUCAGGGAUUUGGGAGGCUUAUCCUGUGCUUUUUCAGACUGACAUGACAUCACUUAUAUAUACUAUUCAACUUGGCUUUUUUUAAUAUAUUUCUUUUGUGCCAACAUUAUUUUAUGUCGUCAACACUGCCAGUGUUCUCAGUGGUUUACAGUGCGCAGGGUUUGCACAUGUUUGGGUUUUAAUUUUUUUUUGCUGAAUUGGCCACUUGUGGUUUUGAUUUGACGAAUGGAAAUCCGGGAGUUUAGUAGUUAGUGGGAACGGAUCAUUUUCCCUGCAAAAAAACAUAACUCUGUUAAAUAAUUGAAAUGCUUUCUCGUUUAUCAUAUCGUUCCAUUUUGUGUUAUCAAAACAAAUAUUCUUUAUGAUCUGAUGCAGUAUUUUGAAAGAAUAUUUAGUACCACUUUUAUUUGAAUCAUAGUAGAGUUUUUCUUCGUUUUUAAUGAUUGAACAAAAAAGUUUAUUGUACAAUUUUUUCACUGGGGUCGUUCCUCGGAGUUGAGCAAAUCCGUAUGGAAUACUACAGUGUUGUGAAAAGUGAUAACAUUUAUUUCAUAAUUAGAUACUCGCAUACAUUGCUCUGGUCAUGUCAAUAUAUAUAAGAUAGGUGAUGCAUAUACAAAGUAUAACUAUGCUUUUCAGAACUCUUUUGUUAUACACGUAUAGUUUUAGAUGACCAGUCACCCUAUUAUUGCGAUUAUACAACUGCGUGUCUUUAAAUCUGUGGCAACUAGACUUGCAACCAUUCGGUUUGAAUUUUAGUUCCGACAUUUGUGAACAAUUUUCAGGGAUUUCCCACCAGCUUGCUGAAAAAAAAGCAAUGAAAAAACAAGAGCAAAAAUGUUUUGCCUUGUGUUGUAGUCCAGCUUAUAACUUGGGUUAUGUCAAAACCUUGCUUGUGUCAGAAGACCUGAUUAGAGGUGUUGCUCAGAUGUGCCACCAAGGGAUUUAUAUUGGGUGAAAUAUUUACAGUCGCAGGAAUUCAGCUCGGAAGUGGCCACAUAACAACCCUUUGUCUUGAUUCGGUUGCAAGUCUAGCAGUAUGAUUUAUGCCAUGUCGACAUGAGCGUUCAUUCAAGUCUUGGCUACUCCACCCCAAGACAUCCAUCUUUGCCACUUAGCUCCCUUGAGCACCGGGCUGAGUUGGGGAAAGGUUGUUUUUGAUUAGGGUGGGGUAGUCAUAUUUUUCUUGCAGCUCCAGUUGACAGGUUGGUUUCCAGUGCACCCGGCUCGGGGCAUUCCAGUCUAACAACUGGCGCUGUGAUAUUCGAAGGUAGCAUUUCCACCCGAUGGACUUUCAUAUCAGUUGGGUAUAUUAUUGUGAAAAUUUAUGCACAAAGUACAAAAUUGUAACUAUUCUUGCAUAAUUAUACCAGUAUAUAUAUUGUAAUAUACAAAGUCAAUUUAUUCCCCAGUCUACGUUUAAAGAUGGGCGUGACAAGAACGACUGAGAUGCCUUCGUCGUCUCUGUGCGUUUCAAUACCUCCCACUGGUGUAUCUUGUGUACAGUGAAAAGCUGAUAUCUUACUUCUGAGCAUUUAAUUAAUACAUCCGCACUUGCACUCUAUAUAUAGGGAUAUGCCAUUUGGUGGAUUUCUUUGUUUCUGAGCAUUUGAAGAUUCUUACGGAUUUUCUCACCAAGAUUUUCACAUGAACCUAAAUGAACUUGUCCCGUCUUGCCGAAUCAGAUGAAUAUAAAAGCAGAUUCUCAAAAUAUAUCCUUGGCUACAUUCUAAUAUUCAAAGGACUAAAAGCAACUAUUGUUGCCGUUAUGAUGGCCCCUUUUUCAUCCAUCAUGGAUCCAUUGAAAGUGCUGCCUUUUCACACCUUCAUAUUGUAGAGCAGAUAACUAGCAAAAGCAUUGUUUUGGAAACUUCAUCACUUUUGUGAAAUCUUGUGCUGAGCGUUGAUUUGUUUUAUAACGUUUUAGACAAGGCAAAAACCGUGCACAUAGUCCAAGCUACAGUAAAUUUUGAAUACAUCCUUCAGUGUUACCCUUGUACUUGUGUGAUAUAACUUUACAAACCUCAACCAAAUAACUUAAUCUUGAAACGGCCUAAUUGGAAUUUUCCCAUUCUUGAACCGCUAAAACUUUUGAUGCACACUGGAAAGCUAAACCGAGUACAACAUUUGACAGUGAACUACAGCUUCCUUCUUAUACAGUAGAUGCUACUGUAACUGCUGCUGUAACAAGAUCUAUUAUUUACCCAUGACGCCAAUCCCCUCGGUACCAAAAGUGUCUUGUUAUUUCUGCAUUAUCAUUUCUUGUGUGAUGGAGUAAGUAGUUAAGUACAUGUACAUUUACCGCACAAAACCAUGAUACAAGAAUGCAAUAAAAAGGUCUGGUGGUUUACUCCACAUAAUUCAAACGAAAUGGAGACUCAUAGCUUUAAUGCAUUCCAGCAAACUGUGUUUAUGGUUGUAGACCCACAGUAUACUAGGACCUCACAGCUUGAAUCCAAGCAAAUUUCUUAUAAAAGUGAUGAUUAUUAUUGUCUUAUUUACAGACUUGGUAUAUUUUAUUGUCGAAGUUAGAAACUACUCAUCAUACAUCAGUCUGAACUGAACUGAACAGUCCUAUGAAACAUAUCGACGUGCUUCACAUCUGUUUUCACUCUGUGCCCUUCCACUGUUGACAAGCGUGUCUCGCGCAUACCCUGCUACACAGACGGGAAGAUAAGUUCAGUGGUUACGUUCUGUGUUACUCAGUAUGAACAAGCACGUGUCUGAUAUCGCCAAUUUAUAGCUGGUACAUUAUGAAAAUUUUUCCAGGUGGUAUUGAAAUACCCUGCAUAACAAAUCGUAUGAUCAACUGACUCUUCUCUUUGGUUGUAUAGCCCGGUACAUUUUUGCACAGUGCCUUCUGUCAUUGAAGAUUUUUGGUACCCAAAAUCAACAUUCUCAAAGUCUAAAUCGACCUAAUAGUCCUAAGAAACAAUGCUUGAUUUGAAUUAUAUCUCUGUGCUUCUGUAGGAGACCUUUCCCCCCAGGCCCUCUAUCCGUAUCACUGGAAACAUUUUACUUUAUGAAAAUGCCAUAGAAUCAACUAUACUUUAUAUAUUCUUCCCACUUCUCAUCUUUACUUGAUUUAACACCCAACAGUCACUAAAGGAUACAAUGUUUAUUAUGCAACAGUAUGGGACAGCGCAUAGCGUCAACUUUGUCCAAUAAUUCAGUGGCAAUGACAUGACGGCACCAGACAUAAUGUACAUGUCCUAUUGGUUGCAAAAUACUGGUGGUCUUACUUGUUCAGUCACUAAGCCAUAGAUGACGCCAUCACCACUACUCUGAAAACAGGUAACCAUGAAUGGCAAAACAAUAAAUGAACAAUAGAUGACGCCAUCACCACUACUCUGAAAACAGGUAAUCAUGAAUGGCAAAACAAUAAUGUCAUGUCGGUUCGAUAGCAUUGCACUCUAAUACUUGUGGAAUGCCAAAUUUACGUGUGUGUCCGCAGUGUUCAUCUUUUGCUGUGCAUGGUCACAAGUUUGCUGUCCAGUGUGUCGGCGCUGCUUGUCCAGAUUGAUACAGACUGUUGCUAUUGACCUCUGUUAACAUUGGCCUGCAAUAUAGCCCAUUUUGAACAGUAAUAUUAAGAUAUAUAAGAUAUAUUCGGAGAAAAUCGUCUUCCUGGUCCUUGACUCACUUCCAAAGGAACAGAUUCUUUAGCAUGUUAUUUUGACCCUCGAACAUCAACUGAGCUCAGAAACAAAGAUAUCCACCGUGGCUAUUUCAUGUUAUACAUAACGUUAUUAUUCAUGUAUACACAAGUGGUACAAGGGCACACACGUGUCACUCAAUAGUUGGGGGACUAUUCGAGUCUGGACAACUGAUUAUAUUUUUGUGAUUUUUUUCUGUCCAUUUUGAAAUUUUAUAUCAAUCUAAAAAGAGUUUUUCUUUCUAAUAGCAGUGUUUGGUGAUUGAUGUUUUAUAAAAAUAAUCAUAACAUGUAAUAUUGUUUAGCACGACUUGCCAAAUAUUUCACGUGACACUCUGACUCGGCAGAUUACACUUGUGAAAUGAAUUCUGCCGAGGUGGUGUUGUCAAGGUAUUCAGUUGAAAUUCACCAGUCUGAUGUUGUGCGUUUUCUGUCGAAGUCACAUAAUCAAACCAACAGUGAUUACUGCAUUGAAUUGUUGGGUUCAAAAAAACGAAACUUUUUCGGCAGCAAGCCUUGGCUGCUCAUUGCUGUACCAUUUUCCAGUGCAAAUGUUGACAACUUUUAAAUUGCAGACCAUCAUUUCGUUGAAACUUUAUGAGAAAUUCUUACAAAACGACACCAGACUGUUGAAUUUUCUGAAAGAGUCCCCGCCUUGUGCAUUCUACAUAUAUUACAUAAAGCAUUUCAUCAAAAACUAGAAACCAUACUUGACGUAUUCUGUGUUUAAAUACAGGCUUCAAGGUUUCUUCUUAGAUAGCGAUUUGUUAGUGCCUGGUAUGACCACCAGGGGCAUUAGUAGAUAUUCUACCCAUGAAACAGUAUCUUAAAAUCUUUCACUGCUGAUCUUGACAUUGUGGACGUAGCUUGACUGGUUGUCAUGGUGACGACUCUUCUACCCUACAGAUAGUGUCAAAACUGGUAUAGACUACAUUCCAACUUUUUGUGAAUUUUUCGAGGUUUUAUCGAGUUUUAUAUCUGAUGUUCGUACUUUAUUUCAAUUAUUAGGUCUUUAUAUCAUCCUCUGGUCGCACGCCAGGAAAAAAGGUGAAGACACGAUGAUCAACAAAGCUCACCAUGUUCAUUUUAUUGCUAAAAGUCUGCAGAGAACUUGUAUAUUUCAUUCAAAAUAUCGCUGCAUAAGGAAAUCUGGAAUGCGUGACAUCAAACAAACUAAAAGUUACGAUGUUUUUCCUGCUCUUACCAGUGCUAAUAUAUAUGAAUUUGAUAUUGUUAGUCUCGGCCACGUUUCUAUUUUUUGCUACGUCAAUGCUUGGCAGUCUUCAUUUUACAGUGUUUAUUCUCAUCAUAUAUGCACUGGUACGAUUGCCAUCGCUAAAAUUGCAUUUUGAACCAUUAUUAUGGGAUUUAGGGCAUUUCUGGAAAUCUUCUGCUGAAAAAAACAUGGUGUCCAAGUCCAUCUUAUCAACUAGGUCGUGAACUACAUAUUGACUUGUCAUACCUUAUGAUAACAAGGUGCAAGACAGAUGUCAUUGGGGAAACAAUAUCUUGACCUUGGGCCAGAUCACAGUUUUGGUUAUUUUGUUGACAAAUUUGGAACAGACAACAGUCUUGCUGGAACAGAUUUACUUCAAGGUCAUUCAGGGUUUAUUUGGUACCAAUUUAAACGUGUUUGGGGGGGGGGGUUUAAGCGUCUCAGAAAUGUCCUGGUCCUAGUGUUGACCAGUUCUAUUGACUGUAGUUCUACCAGAUGCUGCCUCAGGCAUGAACUGUUUCCUUGGUUUAGGAAUAGUCCGUUGAAUUCGUAACCCUUCUAUCCGACUCAUUUAGGGAUAAGUGCUAAUAAAAUUUAUGUUACUAUUCAAUGAAUGACUGAAGCAGUGUACCAUGUUCUUCCUGGUUCAGGUCACAGAAGGCAUCGUAUUGUGACAGAUCUGCACCUUGGCCUAUUCAAGUUUUGACUGUAGAAUUCAGGUUGUCGUUGUCCUAAAGCAGGCCGUUGGAUCGUUUGUAAAAUCACUUGCACAAAGUUGUGCUGAGUUUGUACCUCAUUAGCGAGCGAAUGGCGGUGUGAAUGGCAUUGCCCAAUCAGAGUCCAUCAUUUGACACAAAGACGUGGCAGGAUGUUGAUCUAGAUCCUACUUUAAAUUGUGUUGUACUUUUCGUGCAUUGACUUGCUUACACAUCUUUUUGACUCAUUUUGAUGUGCCUGUAAAGAAAUGCUUUACCACUCCUGAUACUACAUGCACAGUCAAAAUUCCGUAGGCCAGGGUCACCCUCUUAGGUCGUACAGAAGAUUGCCAAUAAACUUUUGUCUCUUUCCUAUUCUGUUUCUUUCAACUCGAACUAGCCCAGUGUUUUCUGAAUUCUGUCUUCGUCAUGCUCCUUAUUCAUAUACUACAUAAUCUUAAGGCUGAUAAGAAAGUGAAAAUAAUGUAGGUUUGAAAUUUGUGUUUAUUUUACUGCAAAUAUUUGGUGGUUGUUGAUGUUAUGGAGUUUCAGUGUGAAAAUUAAUCGGCUGUGUCUCGCUCCACGUACAUUUUAUGUCGUUGGAACAACCUCGUUGAUUUGUAUUGGGCACCCAACGGGAAAAUAUUUGUAGUGUACUUUUAUGUGAAAAGAAAUGCUGGCUCCCCAACAUUAAACCAACGUAUGGCCAAUCAGAAAGCACUUAGGCCAAUGUAUGUAGCAAGAGGAGUUGACUGCUUUGAAGUAAUGAUGUAUCCUUGACAGAUUGGAUCAUCCAUGGGUUCCCGCAGAAACUUGUUCAGAAUAUCAUGUUUUAUUGAUAUCAGUGGCUGUCGGCUACUGAAUCUAGUUUCUAUGGCGACUUGCGAGUUUGUCGUCUGCUUUUUUGCCAAUAAUCAGUCAAUAGGUGUUGUACCCAUUUUAUAAUCGCUGUGCAUCUACUGCACUGUUGUAGUCUCUGUGUGUUGUGCAAUGGCUCUUUCCCGUAAGAUUGUGAAUAUGUUUUGUGUGAUAUUAAUCUGACCUGCCUAUUACGAAUGACAAUGCAAAAGAAGGACUUCUAAAAUAAAAUGACGAAAGGGGAUUUUAUAGUUUAGUUGAAACAAGAUGUUGUAAAUUUAAUGAAUACCGUGGCAUGGGGGCUUUAGUGGAUUUACUGCCAGUAUCGAAUGACAUGGUAGCUGAGCUAAUAAACAAUUUUGCUGUGGUCUCCAUGAAAUGCAAUCUCCUUUCACUGCUGCAGCAGGUCAUUACCAUGGCAACUAAUGCACUACACAACAGAUAACAGCAAAACGUGUUCAUGCAACAUCUAACCAGUGCCAGAAAGUUCGACAUCUGUCAGUCAGAAGCCAUUGUUUGGAGGGGGGAGGGGUAACGUUAUCACAAAUUGAGUCUCGAGCCUGGAUUGCUACGCAGUGAGCUCUCUGGAAACAUUCUAUGGUGCUUUUUACUUAAUAUCUGCUCAAAUAUGAUUUUACAAGUAUUGGACUUUCUCUAUCGUUUUACAAUACUGGCAAUCUUUCAAUUUAUGCAAGUGCAGCUUGUUGGUACCAGCUUACGCCAUCUCCAGUGAGACUAAAUCUAAUAUGGUUUGUUCUCACAAGAAUACUCCUUAAUCUUCAGAAACAACUUUCUACUGGUUAUCAGGGUCUUAGCAUUCAUAUGCGCGACCUCUGUUGCGACUUAGCGAUAAAUACUGAGCCUAUACAGCUUGGGCUAGCGAAUUUCAGCUAAAUGACUAGCCUCUUAGUAUAUAUGUAUGUAGUAUGUUAAAUAAUGGGUGGUCAAAGAAGUCCUAUAUCGUGAUAUCCUGGCCUCAACUUGGUUCCCAUCGAAAGAUACUAUGGGUCAUUUUCAUUUAUUGAAAUCUUAAUCCGAAUACGGAAUCAGUAAAAGCAGCCGAUAAAUCUCCCAUAUUCGAUUGAUGUCUUUUUUCUUCUUUAUAUUUGCUACCUCAGUUGAUGUGCUACCAAAACGAAUGCGUUCAGAAGGCCUCUUUAGAACUUUAAAUACCUUUGUAAUGUAACUGUUCUCUGAUUGUAUGUCACGUUUUACAUAACUGCUAUGUCGGCAGCUACAAAGUCUAUAGCCAAUACCUGUGCGAUUUGUGUCGCGGUCACCAGCCUGCAUCGUUUUUUAAAAAAAACGCGAAAGGACAGGGAAAGAGUCAUUGCAUGGAACACUGUAAGAUGUAGUGGUGUAACCAGUGUUGUUAUGCAGUAGUGUUAUCAUAUUCAACAGUCUCUUGUCUCCCAGUUCAUCGUCCCUGUUCUGAAGACAUAAUAAACCCAAUAAUGUCGAUUUAGUCACCUUAGUUGUAUGAAUGUAGCUCCUCCAGUUCUAUGGGGGAGAAAAACAGUGGGGACAGGACCAGAAUAUAUGAUGCAUUCUUAUUACUUUUUAUUAGCCACUUGAAGCGUUUUCCAGGAUUUUUACCCGGAAAAUCAUUUUACAAAUAUUGUGCUACGUUAUAUGCACUCAAUGGGAAAACAUCACACUUAUUUAGUGUGGGAUGAAUUGAUGUUCAAAAUCCAUGUGCCCUGCAUUAUACCCUUCUCACCCCUAUUUUAGGGUGUUUGGACGUUUCCUCCCCUUGAUCUGGGGCAGUCCAUUUUAACCCAGGGGUGAGAAGAUGCAGGUUGAAUUGGUGGAAAUUGAUGUCCGAGUAAGCAGUACUAUUUUGUAUAUUGGUUUUCCACAUAUCAUGCAUACUGUAUUAUGAAAAACAAUUACUGCAAAACUGAUAUCCGUUGAAUUUCUGAAUAUUUUAAUGUUUAAUAGUUCUUUUGACCUGUUCAUUGUUCAUUCCUGGUCUAGUUUAAAGUGUAGCUUUUCAAGGGAAAGAUGUUUGUUUCCCUUUUCGGUGUAGUUUAUAUCUAGUUUUUAGGGUUGGUUCGCAUUAUUACUACUAAAACAAUUGAAUGACUUUGUCCUGUCUUCCCCCACCUGUGUCCUUUGAGUCGAAGUAAUUGGAACAAGUCUCUCAUUUGCUCGUUUUAAGCAGAUCUCGUCAUUCAAUUCAAUUUUUGAUACCAGUGGUCUUGAUACGGCCAGCAAACUAUUGUCCGAGUUAGAGCACAAAAAUAAAGUGUGAAAUAUGAAGAUUGAACAAUUUGUAGGACAUGCGGGCUGUGCUGAUAUUAUUGGAAUUUUUGAUUUAAACCCAGGAUCUUACUUUGGUCAUCAUAAAAUACUUUUCACUUCUAGAUUCUGGUUGUGAAGGAAUAUGCGUCGUUGAUUUGUUGAGAGUGAAAUCUUAUGCCAUAACGAUACAACUCAGGUUAAAAGGUGUUUAUUCGAUUCUGAACUGCUUAAAAUGCAUGGGCAUUGAUGGAGAAGACAUCAUUGUGAUAAAAAUAUUGGUUUGUUGAAGAGAAAAAAGCUUUAGAAAUGAAGUGAAAAUUGUUCCUGCUGACAACUCCUUCCUAGAAAAUGAGGGAGUGUUGGACCAGUUUACAAUUUGUUGUUACAGGCGGGGACAUUUGUCCACAAAGUUUCCCGAAAAGAUAGAAAUAUUGGCAAGGCAAGGUGAAAUAAAACCAGGAAGGCCUAUUGAUCUCUGUAAAUUAGUUUGUGUUCUAUCAUUAUGACGUGGUCAGGAAGAAGACUUAAGCCACACUGAAUAUGACUCUUAGGAAAUAUUGGUUUGUCUGGUUCAAAAUUGAAUUGAAACGAGUCUUGAUCUUUUAUCUGGUUGGAAGCUUAUGUAACUGUGAUAGUUCAGCCAGUCAUUGAAUUGCUUGAGACUAAUGUGUGGUUGAGUAAUGUGUUGGCAACUAAAUACUUUAAGUGUUCGUGUGUAUAGCAAGGUUUUACCUGAAGAAAAAAAAAAACAAAAAAAAAAUAUAAAAAACAAAGAAAGCCUUGGAGGUUCACUUGUAAAUGUGUUUAACUAGGUAGGUUGCGCAAUUUGCAACAAUUGAUCAAAUAUUAAUUCAAGCUUAAACAAACUGCUCUUCUCUACAAAGCGAUUACAGUCUUUCUGUUAAGCACCUCCAAGACCUCCGUGGUUAUAUAUACAUGUACUAGCACACUGUACGCAGGGAUUUCAAUAUAUUUGAUUGCGAUAUACAUUGUAUACCGAUACUGGAUUUGAUUCGAAUCACAUCUUAUCAUCAUCAUUCAUACAUGUAUGUAUACAUCCCAGUAUAUCGAAAUGGGAUUAUAUGUAACUUUAUUGUGUUAGUGCAUUUCCAUUUCAUUCCAAAAUUGAGAUUUAUUUUUCAAGUAUACAGUUUUUCUUUAUAUAUUUUGUGCAUGUAAAAUGGUGUUCUCAGAUUUAGUCACAUUCGGUAGUUCCUUGUUUCGCUUUAGUGUGUAACAUUUAUGCCGUUGCGCAUCAGUAGUGUAUUGCAUUGUUAGAAGGUGGUCAAGGACACUGCUGACUUCAUCACUGGCGUAUUCGGGGCGAGAUCUCAGCGGCGCCCCCUUAUUGUGGCAAGGGGCUCUACAUCAUAUAUAUAUAUGCAAGAUUUUCUAGUCAGGUCGUGACUAUAUAGCUGUGCCUUAAUAGAAAGCUUCGUAAAUCAGAAACGUUGUAUUAAUCGUCAUUGCUCACGCUCACCCUUAAUUCUUUGUACAUGUCUCGUUUGGCCUUUUUGGGAAGAAGGCGUUUUUUUGGUUUUCACUUCGUGCAUUUUGUGUUGUGGCAAUAAUUGAUUAUUUUGUAGGGGUAGUUUGAUAAGGGCCGCUUCUGUGUAAAGGCAUUGUACCAUUGACACGGUUGCAUAUAUAUAUAUAUACUAUAUAUAUUCCUUAUAUACAUACUGUUAGCUUAACAGAUGCCAUAAUAAUAUCCAGUUUUUUGUUAUAUUUUUGUGAACUCUAUGUUCUUCCAUUCAACCAUUGUUAUAUAGUGAACUAGCCAAAGUAUGAUUGGUGAUAUAUACAUGUAUAUUAUGAUAAGUGAAGAAUUGGCUCAAGUAUUAAACAUAUACAGCUGUGGUAAAUGUCUUGUUCACUCGUGUGUGCGUCAGCCGGCUUCAAGGCGUAAAAGGACGUGCCCUCUCUACCUUAGAUUCUUGAAAAAUCAGGUGUUGGUGGUUAUCCCUAAUAGAGAAUAUUUUAACCAGCAAUAUUUUGGAUGCCAGUUUAAUGUAACUUCUUCAUGAGACUGUUGACCGCUCCCUUUUGAGCGUCCUUUUUACCGAUGAUUCAAAUAAAAAUAAUCUCCUAUUUUGAGUUCUUGUAGAAGUUCUGUCUUCAGUGGUAGAAAUAAAACUAACUUAGACCUGUAUCAUGACAAUCUUGUAUUUUUUAGUCUACAACGAGCAGGUUUCUGAACUAUUAAUUAACAAGUGAGUAAGUUCCUGUAGCAUUUUUCUCACCUAUAUUAAUAAUAAUUAUAUGAAUUAUUAGAAAAAACAAAAAAAUGAAAAAAUGAAGAAAAAAAAACAAAAAAAAUAUAAAAAUCUUUUUGAUAUAUUGUUCUAAUGUUGGAAGUAUCCAAAAAAUGCCUCGCGUUUGUUCGUUUGUUGAAAUAGUUUGAUUUUCAACAUUUUAUUUUGAUGGCGUUGAAAUGUAUUUGAUUGUGACGUGUUUCAUUGAUUGUAUCGUAAUUAUAGUGUAAUUACACAUGUUUCAUACUGAGGGUAUAACGAGAGUAAGUUGUCGUAAUUUUUUUCUUCUGUUUCUAGUGUUAAUUUCGAUAUGAAUAAGUGUCUUUAAGAGGGUGUGUAAAUCAAAGUUUUUUGCAUUUUUGACGGCUGUUGCCGAGUAUUCUUAAAUUUACAUGUAUGCAUAUUAAUUAGUAUUUGCAUUGUACCACCACUUUUCCUGCCUCGUCCCAUAGAGGGCGAGGCUGUGUCGACUGGCCGAAAGUUGGAUUUUAUAUUCGGUCCAAGUGUAUACUGACUUGGCGGUGCUCACUCUGGAUGUAUUAGUAAUUAAAGCAAAAUAAAUAAUCAUCAUCGCCAUUGGAUCUAUAUUGAAUAUUCUACCAAACAUUCACUGGAAUAAUGUAAAUUACAUGAUUUAAAAUUUAGUUUUCUUCCACUUGAAAUCUGAUAUUCUGCAGAGUUGGUAUCUUGGGGGUACAUAUGUAGUGAAGUUCCUCCAUUGUCACAGGGGCGUCUUUUUAGUGAAGCACUUCACCUAGGAAGUAUGGAAGUGAAACUUAAACUUGGACGGAAAUUCUAUUCACUCUUUGGUGAACCUUAUCAGCCAAUAUCCAAAUCUUCUAUCCACAUUGCUGUUGUUUGGAGUGGGCAUUGGUAUAGUAGCCUCAUCUCCACACAGCACUUGGGUGCCAGGAAACUUCUGAACCAGUGCUCAAAUCGAACCCUUUACCGUACAAAAUGAAAUUUUCUUUGUAGCACAGUCUUUCGUCCAUGCCAGAUGCGCCUAACCAUUAGUCGAAGCUGGUUACUUUUCUUUCUGUUUGUAGUACUUUUAACUGAUUGGAGUUUACUCAAAAAAGAUUCUACAAAUCUGCGAAGCCAAUGGUAGACAAUUUCAUAACUUGCAAACUGUGCUUUUUUUCUUCAUCAAUGGUUAGACUGUGUUGGGUCUUAAUGUGAGUACAAACGUCUUAAAACCAGGUGUUUUUAUUUGCUAUUAUUUCUUUAUUUUUGACAUACUUUACUAUUAAUUACACUUUUCAUAUACAAUUAUAUAUCAAUAUUUUGCAAUGUUAUUUUUUCUGAUAUUCGUGACGAUUUUGGUGCGUUUCCCCAAGGAGCACUCGAUUAUCAUACUAAAUAACUUUCACAGAAUUACAUUUCCUCCAGCAGUUGUACAUAUCUUGAUUUGAGUUGGUCUGAAGUACAGUUUCACCUCAAUUGGGGCAAAUGACUGGGCAGUUUCUUUUAUAGUUGUACCCAUAUAUUGAUUGUUGUUUGGGUAAAAACAUGUGAUUCACUCAAACAUUGGUUGUCAAAAUCCAAUGUAGUCGAAGUUCUCAUAUAUCUUGGUUGUAGUUCGGAUGGGAACUGCACUUGUAACCUUACCUUUAAAUCCAUCCUAAUUAUAGCUAAAAUUUAUGUGCAGUGACUAUACAGUUAUUAAACACAUUUCUCGUUCUAAAUGUGCUGAACCAUUGUGCUGGUAAAGUUUAACCCAAACAUAAUUCACUUGGAAGUAGAACUAACGUGCGUGUAUAUCCUGUGUUUUGUGUACAUAUGCUGUAAGUUAUACAUUGCAAUCUAUCUUAUUCUUUGAUUAUACAUGGUACCAGGUUUGAUCCAAAUUCUGACAGGAAUUGAUAAGAUGUUAUGUUGUAUCGCAACAAGAACCACAGGUCAACAUAGUACAGUGUAUGCCAGUAAUAGUAAUUUGUUCAAAUAUUGGUGCCGUGCGAGAACUUUUAGAGCCUUGAAUAAAAAAAGUUGUUGACCUGUUCUACCAUGUUCUCUUGCGAUUCCCAAGAAUAUUUGAAUCAGGCUCUUGUGAUUAAAACCUAGUAUAGGUACUCUCCGAAUAAAGAUCUAGGGUCCCUGUUGCUGAUAAAGCAUCUGUUGCCAAUUGCCCUUGUUUCCAAAUAAAACUGAGGACUAAGUGUGUCGUAUCAAAUUCUGUUAUGUCAUGGAACAUUUUGGCGGCCAUGUUGGGGAAUUGAUCAGCCAUGUUUAUAAUCAGCCCAGUACUCUGUAUAUUCAACAGUGGGGGUUAUGUGAAUGUGUGAUCUGCAGUAUAUUGGCUCUACUUACAGUGAACAUUUAUUGACCAAUCUUCACAUCUACAUUAGACGUUGUGGGAUUUUUUUUGUUUAUAAAUGGAACAUUCAUGUACCAGUAGAGCGAUAUAGACAUUUGUCAAUUCCAUGUUUAUUGUACUUAUUAUAAUUAUCAGUGUUCAAUUUUACACACAAGUUGUGGACAGAUUUUUGGUUUUGGAGUUGUAUACGAUAGAUAUGAUUAUAUGGUAAUCUCUCAACCUGCCCACACAGUUUACAAGUCUGCCUAUAGUAUAUUAUAUUGAUAUACCUAAAUACUCUGCAGGUUUUUGGCUGUGUUACCGUAUAUAUGUAUGGCAACACUUUUAUACCUAGUAUUCCUUCAGCCUUGGGCGUUUCAUUUAACGCAAAGGACUGUAUAUACUGAUACUAUCUAUCAUGGUUAUGCAUUGGCUUCAGAGUUGGGUGGAAGCAAACUUUUACAUUUAAUUUGGUGGACUUGUAUAUACAGUUCUAUAACAGGUAUAAUGUGGUGGUUUUAUGUCGUUAUAAUCAAGCCUGCACUUUGACACUUUUAUCCUUGUGGGGCAGUAAUAUUCAGAUGUUAUUGGUGUGCACGUGUUAUUAAACCAUUGUAGUUAUACUGGAAACAAACAUGCAGUAUAGGUUCUCGUUGGUAAAGGGAUGAAUGCUCAAUAGAGGUCUCUGGUGGUUUGAAAGGUCAGCGUUGUGAUGUCGGCCCAAGGCCCUUCGUGUUUUGUUGGGUUAAGUUGCCAAGAAAGGGUUGACAUCGGUCACAGAAGUAUCAUGAGAUGGCUAUGUAAUAGAAUUUAUUAGAAAUUACACGUAGUUGCCAAAAACUUGCAUACUUAAUUAGGUGUUUUGUGCAGAAUGCUCAGUUUUGCAUUGUGUGAUGGGAGGGGCAUUUCCGUCUUGGAGAUAUAUGCUCAUUUGAGAAUAUACAGCGUUAGCAAAUUUAGUCUAGAAUAUUAAACGUAUAACACAAAAAAGCUGGAUAUUUGAUUAUCAAUAACUAUUAACUUUAAAUCAUUUUGAAAGCCAAAUGCUUUGAUACUUCAGUGGAUAUAGAUGCUUGACUGAUCAAGUCAGUAGAAGGAAGUUUGUUCUGUAAAUAGUUGUAAAAAUUGUUGAAUGUUGCUAGUAAGUUAGAAAAAUGAGAUAUUCAAGAUUUAUUUUAGAAAUGGUGCCAGGUAUUACUGUUGUUUCUCUCUGAUUAGAAAUAUUUCUUGUCCAGUUUUACAUCUGUUGAAAACAAUUUUUUUUUGACUGCCCAACUUGGCCAAAUCAGAAAAAUUUUGCAGCAAUGCCAUCGCUCAGCAUAAAUAUUUGGUUCCGGUCUGUUUGAUAUGUUCUGCAGCUGCUGAAUGAUCAACAUCAUUGUGGCAAAAUCGAUAGUUGUAUAAUGUGAUAUUUCAAGCCAACAUCAAAUUCUACAUCAAUGUUGUAAAGUUGGAUCCACAAGUUACUUUCCUUUCAUAAAGUAUUGAUGCCAUCCCUGUAAGAUGGUUCACUUCAAAAGCUUUGAAACUGUUGCUAUGAGGAGAGAAAUGACAGGGUCGUUUUACCAACUUGAACCUAUGAUCUGUACAAUGCAAAAUAUAUACUUGUAUACAUGUAUACUAUUUUUGGAAAAUUUGAGUCUGAAAUCGUGGUGAUUUCUAUAUGUUUACUGAAUAAAUCCGUGUAUCCAGCAAUAA